This is a messenger RNA of Hippocampus zosterae (dwarf seahorse), 1701 nucleotides long. Its product is annotated as dihydroxyacetone phosphate acyltransferase-like. Bases 1 to 1701 code for a protein of 566 amino acids. The transcript has 2 exons. The record is from RefSeq and is a predicted model, not a curated record. NCBI's taxonomy places the organism in Eukaryota, Metazoa, Chordata, Actinopteri, Syngnathiformes, Syngnathidae. Gene Ontology annotation, cellular component: mitochondrial membrane.
AUGGCCCCCGAAGACAGGGAGGCGCUGCCCUUCGACCCGACGCUGGUGCACUGGGAGCACUACUUGAGGCACGCCAUCUACGGGCUGCGGCACUUCGUCCUCAAGGAAAAGCUAGAGCGGCCAGGCAAGCCGGGCGACUCAAACCUGAUCGCUAUUAAGAAGAAUUAUUUCGACGAUCUCUACUGGGCCUUCACGAACGGGGCGGACGUGAGUCCACCAGGCCGUCGCGAACUCACCCAGAAGGUGCUCAACUCGCGGGGCGUGCGACAGGCCAUCCGCCAGCUGCUCGAGGAGCGGCAGGCCAGGCUGAACCUGCCGCCCGCUAGCGAGGCCUCCGCCGAGCAAAGCCUGCUUCAGGCUGCAGAGCGGAUCUGCGAGGAGAUGUUCAGCCAGUACAACAUGACAGCCCUGCGGGUGUUCGCCUACAGUCUGAACAAGAUCUUCCGGCGGAUCUACGAGAUGGUGAACAUCAGCGUGGAGGCCUUCGCGGAGCUGAAGCGGCUGCAGGCGCGGGGCCCGCUGGUGCUGAUCCCGACGCACCGGUCCUACAUCGACUUCCUGAUAAUUUCGUUCAUCUUCUUCUGCCAGGGCAUCCGCUGCCCCUUCAUCGCGGCGGCAGAGGACUUCCUGGGCAUGCUGCUGGUGCACCACCUGCUCCGGGCCUCAGGUGCCUUCUUCAUCAAGCGCAAGGGCAUCGAGUUCCCCGCCCUCUACAAGGCCGUCCUGGCAGAGUACAUCACCUGCGUCCUGGCCAGCAACCAGAACCUGGAGUUCUUCAUCGAGGGCACUCGCAGCCGCACCGGGAAACUGCUGCCCCCCAAGUUCGGCAUCCUCAAGGUGGUCACCAGCGCGGUCGAGGCCGGCCUGCGCGUGCUGGAGGGCGAGACCUUUCCUUACGAGUUGCUGGGUGAGGAAAAGGUCAAGGAAUCCCUGUCCAGACUCAUCAAAGCCUCUGAAGUGGUGCUUGACAACUACGGACGCAUCUUCAUCGAGGUCUGCCCUCCCAUUAGCUGCAAGGAGUUCCAGGCGCAGCACGGCCCCCGCGCCCUGCAGCGGCUCGGCUGGGAGAUCGUGUAUCGGAUGUCCGAGCAGACGGUCGUCAUGACCACGGCUCUGGUCAGCACAGUCAUCCUGACUGCGCGAAGAGGCAUGCGCGAAGAGGAGCUCAACCAGGCGGUGGUCUGGCUUUCGGGACUGGUGGAGAAGAAGGGGUACAAGCUGGGAGGCGGGUACGAGCACACGCCCUCAGUGGCAGUCAGCGACGCCCUCAAGUUCCUGAGCGGGUACGUGGACCGUACUCGGCGCAACGUCUUCGAGGUUAACAUUCAGGCAAAGGACAUCGAGGCCAAGAGUCUGCUUAUGCUGGCCUACUACAGGAACACCAUCACCCACAUUUUCUACAACGACGCGGUGCUCGCAGUGGCCCUGGCGAGCUUUGGCCGCGAACAGGCCCGCGCUGGUGUCGGGGAGGAGGCCCUCACUGAGCGAGCACUUUGGCUGGCCGACUUGCUGCGGGAGGAGUACGUGCUGCGGACUCUGCUCUCGAGGGAGACCGUGCAAGCAGUGAUCGAGGGCAUGGCGGGACAGAAAAUCCUUGAGGCGGAGCAGGGCAAGGUGCGGGCAGGCCUAUUCCUGGACCGGAUCUGCCAGUUUGUGUGGCCGAUCGUGGAGGGCUACUGGCUGGCCUUCCUGUACCUCUAG